This is a messenger RNA of Entrophospora sp. SA101, 2586 nucleotides long. Lineage: Eukaryota; Fungi; Glomeromycota; Glomeromycetes; Entrophosporales; Entrophosporaceae. The record is from the annotation of a GenBank genome assembly.
AUGCAUGAAUCUAAAAAGGUCCAAGAUAAAAUUGAGCAAUAUUUUACUCAUGCUAGACAUAGUAAUGUCAGUCCAAUUUAUGUAUCCCAAAGAUUCUUUGCAGUUCCUAAACCCAUCCGAGAAAAUGUUACCUAUAUUUCAAUACAUAGAGGAGGAGGAUCCUUGUUUGAUCUCAAAAAUAUUCUGAAUCGUUAUACAGAGUAUUCAGAUCAUCUGGUACCAAUUAUAGAUGAUUUAACAAUGAAAAAAGAAUUUAUUGUGAUUGAUACUAGAUGGUCUAAAGAUGAUCCCCUAUCAAUUAGACAUAUGUGGGAUGCACGAACUGAGAUUCUUCCAAAAGAUAGCAAAGCCUUUAAUAUAACUAAAGAAAAACUAGAGCCAAAAAUCAAUAAAAAUUUGGUAAAUAUUGUAGAGACUCGAAUUUCUGAUUCCUCAUCAUCCCAGAGUAAAUUUAGUAUUGCUGGUCAAGAGGCUAUAUCUCAAGCAAAAAAAGAAAAUCGCCUAGUAAAGUUUGCUAGAAAUAUGCCAUCCCCAAAUAAACGCAAAGAAUUAUUAUCAGAAGGUAUCCAAGCCAAAAAUAGUGAUACAUGGGCUAAGUAUAUUAAAAUCAACAUGGCUGGAGUUUCAGUAGCAAUACCUAAUUUUUCAGGCGGUAUGGAUGAGGAUAUAACUACUUUUGUCAGGAGAUUUCAUGGGUUUCUAGAUAGUAUUAAUAUUAAUGUAAGAGAUAAUGCACAAAGAGUUCAAGCUACAGGUCUAUUCCAAAGUGCUUUGUCUGGACCUGCUGGUGAUUGGUAUGAUGAAGAAAUACUCGGAAAAAAUUGGAUGUUAACUGAUAUAUAUGACAAUACUACUGUAAAUACUACAGCAAAUCUUCAAGCUAGAACUAUGGCGCAGAUGAAUACUUCUAAUAGUUUUAGACUGCAUUCUUUGGCACAUGCCUUUGCACAUCGUCCUGGAAAUAAUGCAAUUACAGUAGGGGCUGUAGAGGCUAGAAUGGUCCCACCAAAAGCUUUUGCAGAAGAUUGGACUAAUUCUGGUGGAGUGCUUACAGAUGAUGCACCUAGAUUUGCUGGAAAUAGUGGUGCUGUUCCUAUAAUAUUAGUUGGAAUUCAGCUCGGUCAAGCUAUUUACUACUUUGAAAACUUCUAUCCUUCAGUAUUAGAAGAAAGAUGCAAGGUACUCUUGAUCAAGGUAAUGAUCCGGUUAAAAACUUUCUAUGAAAAAGUUAAAAAAUAUGGCAAACUACUGAAUUUUGGCGAUGAAGUAGUUAAUCAUCAAUUCUUUAGGGGGCUAUCUCCAGACAAUCAACUUGAAGUGGAACGAAUUGGGGCUGAAAAAACUGUAAGUGAAUUAGUUAAAAAUUUAGAAAAAGUUGAAAAACGAAAAUCUGAAAUGAGAUUGGGCCUAUCCAAGAGAACAGGAGGUACUGACCAUCAAGCUCAAAUACAGCCUACAUCAGCAGGAUCACAUAAGCCAAGUCAUUCUGGAUUUUCGCCAGAAGAUGUGGAUAGAAUGAUCAAAAGUGCUACUGAAAAAAUUACACAAAAUUUUCAGUUACAGAUUCAGGAAUUACAAGCAAAAAUUCCAAAAGUUCCAUAUCAAAAAAAUAUUGAGACAGAAAUUCCUACUAAAACAAUAACAGUCCUAGAUCAUUUUAAAAAGCCAGUCCAAACAAAUCUUACUGUUGAGGAAUGGAAUAAAAUGUUUAAUUCUGAUCCAACUGAAUUUCAUGAAGAACAAUUGCGUAAAUCUCAAUAUAUAAAGCCAAUCUCUGACACUAAUAGAAUAGCAAAUAGAAUUGCUGAAAGGCUUGAACAAAGAAGACUUGAUAAGGAAAUUGCAGACCUUUCCAGUGGAAUUUAUUCUCUUAAUAUUAAUGAUCCUGUUCCUGAUCCUAUGGAUACUACUAAUUUGAUUCUAAUGGAAAACAAACCUCCUACUAAGACUAAGGAUGGGAAAAAAGAGUCAAAGAGUAAGGGGAUAUCAAUUGAUACCACAAAUUUGAGAAAAAUUAUUCAUGAAUUAAUUAUAGAGGAAUUGACUCAUUUGGGAUUAACUAAGAAAACUACAAGCAAAGAAAUUCAGAAGUUUAGUGAAGCUUAUUCUGAUGGUUCUAUGGAUAUCGAUCUUUUGCGCUUAGAUAAUAAAAAAGAUUUAGCAUCUGUUGAAGGUGUAGUAGAGGGAAAAUUAAAACUCCCAAUUCUUAUAGAUUCAUGUUGCAAUAAGUCUGUUAUGCCUGAAGAGAUUUAUAAAGAACUUGGAUUAAUACUUGAUACAAAUAAAAUUUGCAAACUUUCUGGAGCAUCAACUAACACUAAAUCAUUAGGUACUGUUAAAAACGUUAAAAUAACUUUGGCACCAGGAUGUACUAUAACAGAUGAUUUUGCUGUAAUUGCAAACUAUCCAUAUCAUGAGCUUAUUUUGAACCGACCUCGUCUUAGAGAAUAUAACUAUGAUUUACUUGAAUCUAGAAAGCAUAUGGCUAUUACUUGUAAUGGAAAGGACUUCUUUAUCCCUAUAAUUCCAGCAAGAGAUGAGCACAAAAAAAUGAAUUCACCAGUUUUGGAAGCAUUAAAUCAUUAG